Molecule: messenger RNA, 1458 nt
Organism: Strongyloides ratti
Lineage: Eukaryota; Metazoa; Nematoda; Chromadorea; Rhabditida; Strongyloididae
Product: Immunoglobulin subtype 2 domain and Immunoglobulin subtype domain and Immunoglobulin-like domain and Immunoglobulin I-set domain and Immunoglobulin-like fold domain-containing protein
Exons: 5
Coding region: 1-1458 (485 amino acids)
Source: RefSeq, a predicted model, not a curated record
AUGAGACAAAAGAUUUGGAAAAAUUUUAUUUUUUAUAUCAUUUAUAUUAUUGGAUUUUCAAUUCAUUUAUGGAGUCAAGAAAUUUUAAAUAAGGGAGAAACAUAUUUUGUUAAAAAUGGUGAUAGUCUUGAAUUGUUAUGUCAUAUUAAAAAUGUUAUCAAAUUGACAAAUGAUGAAAGUAUUUCUGUUGCAUGGUCACAGGGUCAAGAUACUGGUUUAAUUGCUUCUGAUAUGGAUAUUCAAGAUGAAUCAGGAAGAUAUGAUGUUUCAAUGGAUCAAGAUUAUUAUAAACUUAUAAUUCCAUCAGUUACUAUUGCUGAUGAUAAAAAAACAUUUGUAUGUACAAGUUACUCUGAAGGUGCACCAUAUCAAAUUACUCAUAAUGUUUUUAUUGGUGAACCACCUACUGCUACAAUUAUUGGUAAGGAGGAUAAGACAAUUGCUGAAGGAGAGGAAUUUGUUCUUGAAUGUCAGGUUUCAGGCAUACCACUUCCUAAAGUACAAUGGUUAUAUGAGGAUAAAGAAUUACCAAAAGGUGUAGAAACAAUAGAAAAUAAACUUAUUUUUAAGAAAGCUAAAUAUCAAUUUGCUGGAAAUUAUAAAUGUAUUGCAAAUAAUAAUAUAGGAAAUGCUUCUGUUCAAUCAAAGAUUAAUAUUGUUGAUGCAUCAAAAGCAAUUGAAUUACCAAUUGAGAUGAAGGAACAUGUAAAAAUAUAUGAUAAAUCUGAACAAAUUACUUCUGAAUUUGGAAAAGAAUUAAAUUUAUCAUGUAAAUAUACAGCAUACCCAGAAGCAUCUGUUUUAUGGACUUUUAAUGGUAGACCCCUUGAUGAUAUGGUAAAUGAAAAUAUAACAAAAAUAUUUGCCUAUCAAGAAGAGAAAUAUACAUUUUCUGUUUUAAACAUUAAUACUUUUCAAAUUUCUAAUAUAGGGCAAUAUAAAUGUAAUGUUGUAAAUGGAAAAGGAGGAAAUGAAUCAAAAAUUAUUAAUGUUAUACCUAUUAUACCACAAAUAGAUAUAAAUGUUGGUUGUAAUACUUUAUAUUUUGAGACAACAUUUAAAGGAGAUAUUAAAAAAUUACGUUUAUAUUGGAAAACACCAUUAUCUUCCAAUUUUAGUGUUAUUGAAAUUGAUAAAGAAGAUUUUUCAGUAUUAAAACAACAUUCUAAUGGUAUUUCUGGUGCUGUUGAGUUAUCACAAUAUGGUAUAACUAAAAAUCAUUUAAUUAAUUUUGAAGCUAUUCUUGAAUCAACAGAAUAUGGUGAUUUUAAAUCAUUAAAACAAGUUACAUCAUAUAUUUUUGAUGAAAAAAAUCCUGGAAAAAUAGGAAGUUCUAAAGAAUAUUUGAAAUGUUUUGAUUUAGAUACAGAACCAUCUUCUGGAAAUCGCAAUUAUAUUCUUCUUACAAAAACAUUUAUCAGUGCCUUAUUAUUCAUUGCAUUUGGUAUACUUAUGUAG